This is a messenger RNA of Colletotrichum godetiae, 539 nucleotides long. RefSeq lists its product as uncharacterized. The transcript is spliced from 2 exons. The record is from RefSeq and is a predicted model, not a curated record. Bases 104 to 421 code for a protein of 105 amino acids. Lineage: Eukaryota; Fungi; Ascomycota; Sordariomycetes; Glomerellales; Glomerellaceae.
GCCAACUGAAAUCGUCGACACUGCGUCCCCGUACCCAAGUGGAUCCCGUUCAGGAUGAGGGCCUGACCGGGAUCGGGACUAGGGGGCAGGCCAGGAUCAGGACAUGGGACUUGGUGGACAUGGACUUGGGUGCAAGUGCACAUUGCACUUCCAUUGCAGGAGCAUCUUGGUGUCUGUCCGGCUCUGUCUCUUGUCUAUCUGGCGCCUUGCAGUGCCAUCUGUGCUCUCUCUCUCUCUCUCUGUCUAUCUCAAUCUUGACUUUUCUCUCUCUCUCCACGGAGUGUCAACCUGUCGAAUCCCACACCCCUCCCCCCCUGGCUACCUAAUUGGAGCCCCCCCCCCAUUCAGAGGUUACUUUGUACUUCGUACCCCCCGUCCCUUUAUAUAUAUACUCCUCUGCCCUCCCACCUCACACCCCUAGGUGCUUCUUGCUCUUUCUUUUGCUUCACCAAACGAGUAACUCUGCUUUACCCCUACUUCAGAAUAUCUUCUCAAUUCCCAAGCCCAUCAGGCCUGGACACUUACACCACCAAACUACC